Messenger RNA from Silurus meridionalis, 1210 nucleotides. Its product is annotated as interleukin-1 beta-like. Gene Ontology annotation, biological process: neutrophil activation; cytokine-mediated signaling pathway; regulation of non-canonical NF-kappaB signal transduction. The coding region runs from base 121 to 885 and encodes 254 amino acids. The record is from RefSeq and is a predicted model, not a curated record. NCBI's taxonomy places the organism in Eukaryota, Metazoa, Chordata, Actinopteri, Siluriformes, Siluridae. Gene Ontology annotation, molecular function: cytokine activity. The transcript has 6 exons.
ACAGUUUGUAUAAAUACAGCAACACAAGCACCAGAAAGCAUAAUCUAGAAGAUACAGAGAAUCUUACAAAGACAACUUCAACACACAGCUGCUAAUUCUAUCGCAUUAACCACUGAUAACAUGGAUUUAAAUGAGAUGGACUGCUCUGAUUCUCUGGCCAUGAGUGGCAGAUGUGACCAACACAAAGGACUCCGUAUCGAGAUCACCAAGGAGCCUCUUGGCAUGCGCCGUGUUGCUAAUGUUGUAAUCGCACUGCACAGGCUGAAGCACACUCAAUGUGUUCAGUCCACCGAGUUCACUGACCACGAACUCUUCAAUAUCUUCAUGGAGAAUGUGAUUGAAGAGAACAUGGUGAUUAAUUUGAAGUGCAGUGAAUCCAAGAGUUACUGUAUGCAGGACAAGGUUGUCCAGUGCUCUAUAUGUGACAAGUCUAAAAGGACCUUGGUGCAGAGGGAAAAGCCUCCUCUUCUGUUUGCCAUUACUCUGAAGGGUGGAAACGAGGACAAUAAAACAUGGUUCAACCUUUCAUCUUACGAUCGACCAAACUGCAAAGAAAACACAAAAGGCCAGCCUGUGUGUUUGGGGAUUGUAAAGAGCAACCUCUUUCUUUCAUGCGCACUGCUGAAUGAAACUCCCUUUCUAGGCAUAGAGGAGGUAACAGACAAAGAGACACUGAAGGACAUAAAGGAGAAUGAUGGCAUGGAGCGCUUCCUUUUCUUCAGAAAUGGCAGUGGUGACUUUCUGAACACCUUUGAAUCGGUCAAAUACCCAGGCUGGUUCAUCACAACCUCAAAGGAGGACUUUAAGCCAGUGCAAAUGGCUAAGCAGCAGCCCAGUCACCUCCAGCUGUUCACACUCCAUGAUGAGACAGUAGUCUCUAUCUAAAUAAGAAAAUCAGUUUUCAGAAAGUAUGUACUGGGUACAAGUGUAAACUUUUAUCUUUUUAAAUAUAUUUAAUAUUUUUCUAUUUAAGAAUAUCUCAAAUCAAGUUGCCAGACUGUUAUGUGCUUGUUUGUAGUUUCACAAAGAUGGACAAGGAAUUAUUUAUCUUUAUAUAAAAAAUUUUUAGACACCUGGCUGCUCUGUUCAUGUGUGUAGUUUCACAGUGUUUUUACUUUAUUUAAUUACUUUGUAUCUUACUUAUUACAAAGUUUGUAUGGAUUUACUUAUUAUUAUUUUUUGUAUUUUAAAGCAUAAUAAAAAUUUUUUU